Myxocyprinus asiaticus (Chinese sucker) is the source of this 2861-nucleotide messenger RNA. RefSeq names its product solute carrier family 23 member 2. Gene Ontology annotation, molecular function: transmembrane transporter activity. Lineage: Eukaryota; Metazoa; Chordata; Actinopteri; Cypriniformes; Catostomidae. The record is from RefSeq and is a predicted model, not a curated record. The transcript is spliced from 12 exons. Bases 98 to 1924 code for a protein of 608 amino acids. Gene Ontology annotation, biological process: transmembrane transport. Gene Ontology annotation, cellular component: membrane.
CCUGACCAGCUUGCUGCAAAGUCCAUUCUUUCUCUCUCUCUCUCUCUCAACUUCUCCAUAGUGUGUCCGUCUCACCUCCCAAAUCCACAGGUCAGCUAUGCAUCUCGCUCCGCAGGACCAAAAGGUAGACAUUGUGUUACGAAACCAGGGCGCCACAGACUCCACUUUCAAAAUUUCGGAUGGCAGCCACAGCCCUGAAAAGACUGUCAUUGUUGAGCCUCGUACUGACAGUUUAGAAGAGGUACUGGAACGAAGGCCCGAAGGCAGUCUUAUCUACUCUAUCAAUGAUCGGCCACCCUGGUACCUCUGCAUUCUUCUGGGUUUCCAGCAUUACAUACUGGCAUUUGGGGGCAUCCUGGCAAUUCCUCUCAUCCUAGCCGAGCCAUUGUGCAUCAAGGAAAACAAUGCUGCCAAGAGCCAGCUCAUCUCCACCAUCUUCUUUGUCUCAGGCCUGUGCACUGUGCUGCAGACCACAAUCGGGACCAGAUUGCCAAUUCUGCAAGGGGGAACUUUUACUUUCAUCACCCCCACCUUGGCUAUCCUUGCCUUGCCCAAAUGGAGAUGCCCAGAAAUGAGUGCCACCACUUACCCUAAUGCCACAGAUUCUCCUGCCCUCCUCAUAGACAGCGAUGAGGUGUGGAAAGUCCGCAUCCGUGAGAUCCAGGGGGCCAUCCUAGUGGCCUCAAUCCUUCAACUUGUUCUGGGCCUGUCGGGUCUCGUGGGGCUGGUGCUGAGGUUCAUCGGGCCGCUGGCCAUUGCUCCCACUAUCAACCUCAUUGGACUUUCGCUCUUCAUCCAGUCCGGGCAAAAGUCAGGAGCUCACUGGGGAAUUGCUGCUCUAACUGUUUGCCUCAUUCUUCUAUUCUCCCAGUAUCUGAGCAAAGUCAACGUUCCUCUCAUUGCUUAUAAGGACAAGAAGUGGAAAGUAUUUCAGUACCCUCUCUUCAAACUCUUUUCUGCUUUAUUUGGAAUCUGUGGAGCCUGGCUUGUUUGCUUCUUACUGACAUAUUUCGAUGCCCUGCCCUCCUCCCCAAAUGAGUACGGCUACAUGGCCAGGACGGACAUCAAUCUCGAUGCAGUAACAAGCGCUGCAUGGUUCUAUGUGCCUUAUCCAGGACAGUGGGGUUUACCUACAGUGAGUUUAUCAUCUGUGCUGGGCAUGAUGGCUGGGGUGCUGGCCUCCACCAUGGAGUCCAUAGGAGACUAUUAUGCCUGUGCCCGUCUCUCUGGUGCACCUCCACCACCCACGCAUGCUAUAAACCGUGGCAUUGCAGUGGAAGGCAUUGGCUGCAUCUUAGCCGCCCUGUGGGGCAGUGGCAAUGGCACUACUUCCUACAGUCAGAAUAUCGCCGCUCUGGGAAUUACAAGGGUUGGAAGCAGAUUGGUACUUCAGACUGCCGGACUUCUUAUGAUUAUCUUCGGGCUCUUUGGUAAAUUCAGUGCGGUCUUUAUAACUAUUCCAGACCCGGUCAUUGGCGGAAUGUUCCUAGUCAUGUUUGGGAUGAUAGCAGCAGUGGGAAUCGCCAAUCUGCAGUAUGUGGACCUGAACUCUUCCAGGAAUCUCCUGAUUUUUGGCUUCUCAACCUUCAGUGGCCUUGUGCUUCCAACAUGGUUUCAUUCAAACCCAGACAUGAUCAAUACAGGCAUAAAAGAGCUGGAUCAGCUUAUUAUGAUCCUCUUCACCACUCACAUGUUCAUUGGUGGAUUCUUUGGGUUUGUUUUGGACAAUACAAUACCAGGAACAGAGGAAGAAAGAGGACUGAAGAGAUGGAGGAAGGUUCAUGAAGGGGCCCAAUCAUACUUCACUGAUCCUUCCAGCUACAAUCUGCCUUUCUGCACAAAUGUUGUUCAGAGGUUCAAACUGCUCCAGUACCUCCCAUUUCUCCCAUCACUUAAGUCACAGGAACAGACAACACACCUGUAGGACUGUAUUCCUUCCUGUGGUGAGACUUGGUUUUUCAUUGGCACAUUUCAGGCAGGAGGUGACCAUCAUUCAGGCCUUGCACCUUGGUGAGGCAGGGUGGGCAGAGCUCUUGAUUAGAAUAUCAAAAAAAUUGCUAUUGUAUUUUAUGUCAGUUUGCUCCAGUUACCACUGACAUUUUUAAACAGCUCCUUUUUGCUAAGUAAUGUACAUAAAGGUUCCUUAAAGAAUGUUUCAAUACAAAAGGGACUGUUUACAUGUCAGAAACUCCACUUGUCGCUAUUGCAUAAGCAGAACUCUACCCAUAAAAAAAAGUGUUUCCAUGACUUAGCCAACUUUAUUGCUCAUAUUUAAAAAUGGGGAUUUACUGAAUAAUUCAGUUUUAAGUAAUUACGGAACUCUCUGUGCAACUCUCUUAUUUGGGUGAUGAGUGGCCAAGUAUGUGGCAUCACAAAUAUUUUCUUGCAUACACUCAGGGCUGCACCUGUUUCGGUAGGGUAUAUACACUCACUGAGCACUUUAUUAGGAACACUAUGGUCCUAAUAAAGUGCCCGGCGUGGUCUUCUGCUGUUGUAGCCCAUCCGCCUCAAGAUUUGAUGUGUUGUGCAUUCUGAGAUGCUAUUCUGCUCACUACAAUUGUACAGAGCGGUUAUCUGAGUUACUGUAGACUUUGUCAGCUUGAACCAGUCUGGCCAUUCUCAGUUGACCUCUCUCAUCAACAAGGUGUUUCUGUCCGCAGAACUGCUGCUCACUGGAUUUUGUUUUUGGCACCAUUCUGAGUAAACUCUAGAGCAGGGGUCGGCAACCUAUGGCACGUGUGCCAGCACUGGCACGUGGAGGGGUAAUCACUGGCACGCCAGCAUUUUUAAAGACUAUGUGUGCCAAAAAUAAACACAAUCAUUUCCUUUCAAGUAGAAUUUUUAGAUCAAAGACAAGAAAA